Messenger RNA from Brettanomyces nanus, 2253 nucleotides. RefSeq lists its product as uncharacterized. The transcript has a single exon. The coding region runs from base 1 to 2253 and encodes 750 amino acids. Gene Ontology annotation, cellular component: catalytic step 2 spliceosome; intracellular anatomical structure. Gene Ontology annotation, molecular function: RNA binding; ATP binding. The record is from RefSeq and is a predicted model, not a curated record. NCBI's taxonomy places the organism in Eukaryota, Fungi, Ascomycota, Pichiomycetes, Pichiales, Pichiaceae.
AUGAGACAGAACAAGAAGAUCAAGUUUGACGAGGAUGGAGAAAUUAAGGAGAUUAGUGGAAGGAUCAAAACCUCCAGGUAUGGAUCCUUCGCAUCGAAAUCUAAGAGCACUAGAAGGGAUUACAAUCAUGAUUCAAAACAGAGCUCUAGAAGAGAGGACAAAGUUGUAAGCCACAAGCCAAAAACGGUCAGGCUUGAUAGUGAAGACGAUCAAAAUAGUGAUGACGAUGAAAAUCAUAAGCUCUCUCGUUCAGAUUAUUUAAAGAUGCAGAUGAAAGCUCGAACCCUACUCGUUGAUAGAAAGAAGCUACCUAUUUACAAGGCAAAGAAUAGACUUAUUCCUAGAAUUAUAUCAUCAAAGGUUUCAAUUGUUAUUGGUGAGACUGGUUCAGGUAAAUCCACUCAGGUUCCACAAUUUCUUAUGAAGAAGGUUAACGGAGGUAUAGCCGUUACUCAGCCAAGACGAGUGGCUGCAAUUAAUUUGGCAACGAGGGUUGCAGAGGAAUAUGGAUGUCCUUUGGGCCAUGAAGUUGGAUAUUCUGUUCGGUUCAGCAAUGUGACCAGCAAGAAAACCAAGUUAAGAUACUUGACAGACGGUAUGCUUUUAAGAGAGAUGAUGCUAGAUCCUAUGAUGUCCAAGUAUUCGACCAUAAUAGUAGAUGAAGCCCACGAGAGGACUAUUUUGACAGAUUUAAUACUUGGAUUCUUGAAGGGUUUAAUACUUGGCAAGCGUAAAGAUGAUUCUGACUUCCGUGUUAUUGUCAUGUCGGCCACUUUAGAUGCUGAAAAAUUCUCUCAGUUCUUUGAAAAUGCCCCGAUUUACUACAUUGAGGGAAGGUUGUUCCCCGUGAAGAGGUUAUAUUUACAACGUAGCGCUGAUGAUAUCAUCGAUGACAUGGUGAAGGCUAUAAUACAGGUGAAUCAGGGUGAACGAACUGGUGACAUCCUAUGUUUCCUUCCUGGUCAGGAAGAUAUUGAUAAAGUAACAAGCUUGUUAGAAAAAUUGGCCCCUGAACUACCUAAGGAUGCUCCUCUGAUGGUUCCCUUACCAUUAUAUGCAGCUCUACCACCCCAUCAGCAGAUGAAAGUUUUCGAAAAGGUCAAGCCUCGUCAACGUAAAGUUAUCUUGUCUACCAAUAUAGCUGAGACUUCGGUGACUGUCCCAGGAAUUAGAUAUGUUAUUGAUUCUGGUCUUCGAAAAGUGAAAGUUUGGAGGCACGAACUUGGUCUCUCCACGUUAUUGACUGUUCCAAUUUCGAAGGCAUCUGCGGCUCAACGUACAGGUAGAGCUGGUAGAGAAGCACCCGGAAAGUGCUUCAGAUUAUAUAGAGAGAAAGAUUACCUAAAACUCUGUGAAAACACUGAACCUGAAAUCUUGCGCUCAGAAAUUGUUUCACCGGUACUCAUGUUAAAAAGGUUGAACGUGGAUGAUAUUUUGGGGUGGUAUUGGAUUGAAAGUCCAGGGAAAGAGUCACUGUUCUCUGCUCUUCGCCAGCUUUACUCAUUGAAUGCUCUUUCUGACUCUGGUAGUAUCACUAGUUUGGGACAGAAAAUGGUUGUUUUACCUGUGGCUCCACACCUUGCCUCCGUUCUUAUACAAGCUAAAGAAUACGGAGUUUUAGAUCCUGUUGUUGAUAUUGUUUCUUGCCUUUCCGUGGAUAAUCUACUUUUAACACCAUCUAGUGAGAAGCGGGAUGAAAUCAAUAUUAAAAGAAGAGACACAUGUACGCUGGGCUCUCGAUAUGGUGAUUUGCUAAUGCUCAAAGAGCUAUAUGAUAUAUAUAAUGGCUUCUCCGAUGUCGGAGAAUGCAAGCACUGGUGCAGAGAGAUAGGAGUUUCUUAUAGAGGAUUCAGGAACGUACUUCGAAUACGAAAGCAGAUUGCUAGCUACAUGGAGAAUAUUGGAGGGAGGAGUACACAUUCCCAAAGUGAUAUUAAUGAUGAUAUUGAUGACAUUGAUUACAGUAAACCCGUUGAUCCAAGUCUUAUCCUAAAGUCAUUUCUAAAAGGUUUCAUCACUAAUUCUGCUAUUGGUAUGCCAGAUAGAUCAUAUAGAACGGUUACAACAGGUGAUACCAUCUCCAUUCAUCCUUCCUCGCUUCUUUUUGGUAAGAAAGUUGAUGCCAUUCUGUAUAUAGAACAUGUUUACACUAUGAAAGGAUACGCCAGAAAUGUCAGUGCAAUUGAACUUGAAUGGUUGCAGGAAGUGGCACCACAUCUUUUAGGAUCCAGGAUAAGUAUUCAGAACGAUUGA